AGAAAGCACUACUAUAGGACGUUUUCUGUCUAUAUAAGAAGAUUUGCAAUCGUAAAAGUAGAUGAUAAAGGUUUAUAGUGAAUGAGAAAAACAAGAGAAGAGUAACCCAUUUUCCAUUUAUUCUUUUGGGUUUAAGAAAUAAUAGUCAUAUGCAAAGUGAUCAUGGGUUUAUUUCCAAUCGAUAAGAGUUUACUUCGAGCAGGAGAUCACGUUUACGGCUACAGAAACACGCACGUCUACACCCACCACGGAAUAUAUGUUGGAGAUGAUAGAGUGAUUCAUUUCACAAGCCCUGACUUCUCCAAAUCACCAAACCAUGUCACCAGCUGCGGAGACUGCAACUACGCUCCAACGAAGGACCGAGGAGUGGUCAAGUCCUGCCUUGACUGCUUCCUCAACGGCCACAGUCUCUAUCUCUUCGACUAUGGUGUCUCAUCUUCGAGGUUUUUCUUCAAUAGAUCAGGAACAUGCUCCACCUAUUGA
Molecule: messenger RNA, 483 nt
Organism: Humulus lupulus (European hop)
Lineage: Eukaryota; Viridiplantae; Streptophyta; Magnoliopsida; Rosales; Cannabaceae
Product: protein LEAD-SENSITIVE 1-like
Exons: 2
Coding region: 163-483 (106 amino acids)
Source: RefSeq, a predicted model, not a curated record